AUGGGGAAUGUGGCGGAUUUCAAGGCGGAUUUUUCGAUUCGCAUCGACUCUCAACAGAGAAAUCCUUUCGCCGACGGAUUCUCCCUCUUUGCCAUUCCUUGGGCCUCGAGCAUGUUGAGCGACUUGGGAGGCCAUCUGGCUCUUCCCAAGGUCUCUUUUAUCUAUGUCGAAGUUGACCCUUUCGAGAAUCUCGGAGGUGCGGAUGUUCCACAUGUCGAUAUAGAUUCGAACGACCUUAGGUCCACGGCCAAUGUCACCGUCCCAUGGCUGACCAACACAAUCAUGAAUGGCGGGUCGGUUGAUGAUUCCAUAAAGUAUGACUCACGCGCGAGAAAUUUGAGCGAUGUCCUGAUGGAUGCUAUUGGGAAUUCCAGUAACUCAAUCAGUCUUCACUAUCCCCCCCCAUCAGCUUAA
Eucalyptus grandis is the source of this 414-nucleotide messenger RNA. Its product is annotated as lectin 7-like. Bases 1 to 414 code for a protein of 137 amino acids. The record is from RefSeq and is a predicted model, not a curated record. NCBI's taxonomy places the organism in Eukaryota, Viridiplantae, Streptophyta, Magnoliopsida, Myrtales, Myrtaceae. The transcript has a single exon. Gene Ontology annotation, molecular function: carbohydrate binding.